AUGGUGUGGCCGGCACGUGUAGCCAGCGCAUCCCACAACAGCGUACCGGAGAGUGAGGUUGCCAUCACUGAGAUGGAGCUCUUGGAGCAGAACCAGAGGCGUCUGGCCAGCCUGACGGGCCGAAUGACAACGAUCCUAAACGGGUUUGAUCGGCGACUUGUGAAGUUGGAAAGCAGCAUCCUGCCAAUCCACAAGAGCACCCAGACACUCUCGCGCAUUGACCACAACGUGGAAGCUGUUCAAAAAAACCUUGAAGUGAGUUUGCGCCAUUAUGGUGUGGUUGUGGACGACGAACCUGCAAUACUGCGCGGUCCUGAUCCCCGGAACCCAUGGCCGUACCUGGAGCUCAUCCAGCGUUUGUCCAAAGACGCCGCAACAAAAAAGGUAACGCAGGGAACGCAGGAGCGCGUAAAGAGCAAGAUGGACAUGCUCAUUGAGCAGGGUACGCGCAAAAUCACAGAGCUUGUGCGCGAGUAUACGGCAGCGGAAUCCAGGCCUACUGACCCGAUGGCAUUUGUGGGAACUGGCACCACUGCGCCAAUGCCCUCCAAAGAGUGCCUAACAUCCGUCAAGGCGCUACUCCAGUUCUUAUCCACGCUGCCCGAUGCCGCCAUGGGAUCCGCGAGUGGCCUCAGCGUGGCACUGCAGGCCUUCUCGGCUGUGCGCUCCGUGUACCUCACCUCCACCUUGCAAGGCUUGCAAGAGCAUGUGCUGCAAGUAGCAGCACAAAUGCAAAACACAUCUGUGCGCGCAUGUCGCGAAGCCUACGUCGAGUACCAGCGGGGUGCUGCGGCCCUGCAGGAAUGGCUGCUUGCCACGACCCGCAUGAUCCAACAAGAGCAACAAGCAAUUGCCACGCUCUUUGACGGCAUGAAGUGGGAUCAUUUACGCAGCAGCACCCUGACCAAAGUGUUGCAGCCGCUCAUAACAUCCAUGAACCAUGCGCUCCCCAUAAUACUGCCCAGGCUUCAGCAUGGACUCAAUGCACAUCGCUUUCUUGUACUGGACUUUGUGGGAGCGUGCCAGGCCGUCCUUGGCGAAGAUGUGCACAUGUGGGCCGAAUACCUUCAGCCCAGUGUGGAGAUCAAGACGUCCUUCACGUGGGCGUCAGCGACCUAUCGCAGCUAG
Messenger RNA from Malassezia sympodialis ATCC 42132, 1128 nucleotides. RefSeq lists its product as uncharacterized. The record is from RefSeq and is a predicted model, not a curated record. NCBI's taxonomy places the organism in Eukaryota, Fungi, Basidiomycota, Malasseziomycetes, Malasseziales, Malasseziaceae. The transcript has 2 exons. Bases 1 to 1128 code for a protein of 375 amino acids.